GAGGGUGUGUGUGUUUGUUUCACCAGCCGCUGGUGCUGUACCAAAUUCAACUGAAACAGAAAUAGUCCGCGACUGCUGCCAUAUCCUGAAUUAGACAUGGCCGCUACCGGAGUUCUCCCCUUUAUCAGGGGAGUAGACUUAAGUGGAAAUGACUUCAAGGGGGGCUAUUUUCCUGAGCAUGUCAAGUCUAUGACCAGCUUGCGAUGGCUGAAACUAAACAGAACGGGUCUUUGCUAUCUUCCAGAGGAACUGGCCUCUCUACAGAAACUGGAACAUUUGUCAGUGAGUCACAACAACCUCUCUACGCUGCAUGGAGAACUGUCAAGUCUUCCCAACCUGAGGGCCGUGGUGGCCAGAGCAAACAACCUGAAGAACUCCGGUGUUCCUGAUGAUAUUUUUCAGCUGGAUGAUCUUUCUGUGCUGGAUCUGAGCUAUAACCAACUAACUGAGAUUCCAAGGGAUUUGGAGAACUCCAGGAACAUGUUGGUCUUAAAUCUCAGUCACAAUAGCAUUGAUAACAUACCAAAUCAGCUGUUCAUUAACCUCACUGAUCUGCUGUACCUGGACCUAAGUGACAAUAAUUUGGACAGCUUGCCGCCUCAGAUGAGACGCUUGGUCCAUUUGCAGACCCUGAUACUCAAUAAUAAUCCACUUAUGCAUGCACAGCUCAGGCAGUUACCAGCCAUGCUGGCUCUUCAAACCCUCCAUUUACGAAAUACACAGCGUACUCAAAGUAACAUGCCAACAAGCCUUGAGGGACUGACCAACCUAGCAGAUGUGGACCUGUCCUGCAAUGAUCUGAGCCGGGUGCCAGAAUGCUUGUAUUCCCUGCCUAAUCUAAAACGACUCAAUCUGAGCACCAAUCAGAUAUCAGAACUGUCGCUGUGCAUAGAUCAGUGGACCAAGCUCGAGACUCUCAACCUUUCGAGAAACCAACUCACCUCCCUGCCAUCUGCCAUUUGCAAGCUAUCCAAGCUGAAGAAGCUGUAUGUGAACUCAAACAAAAUUGAUUUUGAUGGGCUUCCAUCUGGUGUGGGAAAAUUGUCCAGCCUAGUGGAAUUCAUGGCAGCGAACAAUAAUUUGGAGCUUGUACCAGAGGGACUAUGCAGAUGUGGGAAAUUGAAGAAGCUGGUCUUAAACAAGAACCGUCUGGUGACUUUACCAGAGGCCAUUCAUUUCUUGACUGAUUUGGAGGUUUUGGACGUUCGUGAGAAUCCAAAUCUUGUCAUGCCUCCAAAGCCAGUGGACAGAACGGCUGAGUGGUACAACAUAGACUUCUCUUUGCAAAACCAACUACGAUUGGCUGGAGCAUCACCAGCCACUGUGGCAGCGGCAGGUGGAGGAAAUAGCCCAAGAGACCAUAUGGCCAGAAAAAUGAGGCUGAGAAGGCGUAAGGACUCGGCCCAAGAUGAUCAGGCUAAACAGGUUUUGAAGGGAAUGUCAGAUGUGGCUCAGGAAAAGAAUAAAUCCAUCGAGGAGAACGGUGACUUGAAAUACUCUGACCUGAAAACCAAACGUUGGGACAAAAACCUGGAGAAACCUCAGCUGGACUACUCUGAGUUCUUCUUGGAGGACGUGGGGCAGAUCCCUGGCAUUACCAUCUGGCAGAUUGAAAACUUUGUGCCCAUGCAGGUGGACGAGGCCUUCCACGGGAAGUUUUACGAGGCUGAUUGUUACAUUGUUCUCAGGACUUUCUUAGACGAUAACGGAGCCCUGAACUGGCAGAUCUUUUACUGGAUCGGGCAGGAUGCCACCCUUGAUAAGAAAGCAGGCUCUGCAAUCCAUGCCGUCAAUCUCCGUAAUUAUUUGGGUGCUGAGUGCAGGACUAUCAGAGAGGAAAUGGGAGACGAGAGUGAAGAAUUCACUGCGGUGUUCGACAAUGCAAUCUCUUACAUUGAGGGCGGAACGACCAGUGGGUUUUACACAGUAGAGGACACACAACACCCUACCAGGUUGUACAGGGUGUAUGGAAAAAAGAACAUCAAAUUAGAAUCUGUGCCCCUGAAAGCGUCCUCACUCGACCCACGAUUUGUCUUCUUGCUGGACACAGGUCUCGAAUUAUUUGUUUGGAGAGGAGCCAAUGCGACACUCGGUGGUACCACAAAAGCAAGGUUAUUUGCUGAAAAGAUUAACAAAAAUGAGCGAAAAGGUAAAGCAGAAAUCACUACGUUAAUGCAAAAUCAAGAACCUCCGGAAUUCUGGGAACCUCUGGGGGGACAGCCAGAGGAAAUCAAGAAGCACGUACCAGAUGACUUUUCUCCUGUCCGUCCCAAGCUGUAUAAGGUUGGCUUAGGUUUGGGAUACCUUGAACUUCCUCAGAUCAACUACAAACUCUCUGUGGAGCACAAGGAUAAAAUCAAACUCGACGUGGUUCCAGAACAUAGACUGGUACAAGGUCUGCUGGACACUAAAGGCGUCUACAUCUUAGAUUGCUGGUCGGAUGUAUUCAUCUGGAUCGGCCGUAAAUCUCCACGUCUAGUGAGGGCAGCUGCACUGAAGCUGGGCCAGGAGGUGUGCAGUAUGCUCCAUCGGCCGAAACACGCCGUGGUCAUGCGUAAUCUGGAGGGUACGGAGUGCCAGGUCUUCAAAUCUAAGUUCAAGAACUGGGAUGACGUGUUGAAGGUAGACUAUACCAAGAAUGCAGAGAGCGUCAAGCAGAAAGAGGGCUUGUCUGGAAAAGUCAAGAAGGAUGCGGAGCAGAAGGACCAGAUGAAAGCAGAUCUUACGGCUUUGUUUCUGCCCAGGCAGCCACCCAUGCCCCUUACAGAGGCAGAACAGAUGAUGGAAGAGUGGAACGAGGACUUGGAUGGCAUGGAGGGAUUUGUUCUGGAGGGAAAGAAGUUUGCUCGGUUGCCAGAGGAGGAGUUCGGUCACUUUAACACUCAGGACUGCUACGUGUUUCUCUGCAGGUACUGGGUGCCUGUGGAGUAUGAGGAUGAUCAGGAGAAAGACAAAGAGAAAGGAGAAGAAGGAGAGGAUGAGGACAAACAGCCUGAAGAAGACUUUCAGUGUGUGGUUUACUUCUGGCAGGGCCGUGAGGCGUCCAACAUGGGCUGGCUGACAUUUACAUUCAGUUUACAGAAGAAGUUUGAGAGCUUGUUUCCUGGCAAACUAGAGGUUGUAAGAAUGACCCAGCAGCAGGAGAACCUCAAGUUCUUGUCACACUUCAAGAGAAAGUUUAUCAUUCACAAAGGCAAGAGGAAGCUUAAAGUGGACAGUGUGCAACCAAGCUUAUAUCACAUCAGGACAAAUGGAAGUGCAUUAUGCACCAGGACUAUUCAGAUAGCCACAGAUUCCAGUAACCUCAACUCUGAAUUCUGCUUCAUUUUGAAGGUUCCAUUUGAAAGUACAGACAACCAGGGAAUAGUGUACACUUGGGUUGGAAGAGCAGCAGACCCAGAUGAAGCUAAACUGGCAGAAGACAUCAUGAACACAAUGUUUGAUGAUUCAUACAGCAAACAGGUAAUAAAUGAAGGAGAGGAGCCAGAAAAUUUCUUUUGGGUUGGCAUCGGCUCUCAGAAGCCAUACGAUGAAGAUGCAGAAUACAUGAAAUACGCGAGACUGUUCAGGUGCUCAAAUGAGAAAGGUUACUUUGCUGUAUCAGAAAAAUGCUCAGAUUUCUGCCAAGAUGACCUGGCUGAUGAUGACAUCAUGCUUUUGGACAAUGGAAAAGAGGUUUACAUGUGGGUUGGUACACAAACAAGCCAAGUGGAGAUUAAACUGAGCUUGAAAGCUUGUCAGGUCUAUAUUCAACAUAUGAGGUCCAAGGAUGCAGAGCACCCAAGGAAACUGCGCCUGGUGCGCAAAGGCAACGAGCCCCACUGUUUCACCCGUUGUUUCCACGCCUGGAGCGCUUUCAAGACUGCACCUGCAUAAAUUUGCCCUGCACACCACAGAGUCCGUCUGAAUACAGUACACGAGCAUAAGAGUUUCCGAAAUCAUGCGCAACACACCUUUCGUUAUUAUUCUGCAAUGCAUUAUAUAUUUGUUAAUACAAGCAAUUUUGAAUUUUAUAUUUAUGCAUAGGUUUCAAAUCAGAGGAAGAGCUAGAUUCAGCACUUGGGUAGGUGUAACCACACGAGAUAAAAAUGAGAUGAAAAAUGUAUUGUUUAAGGGAUGGUUUUAAGAACAUGUGUUCUAAGGGAGAGUCUAAAUAUUGUUUGUUUUUUAACAAUCUGGCUGCAUAAUUGUUACCAUUUCUGUUUACAGAAAUUAGACUUUGCAUAAUUUAGUUUUAAGACGACUCUUUAUAUCAUCUGUAUGAGCAACACCUUAUGUUUUACCUGCAUAUCACAUAUUGACUGCUGCGAUUUUCAGAAAGCACAAAUCCAGUUUACGAAUUGGUGCCACUCACACCAAAUUUAUUAGUUGCCUUUGAAUGUCUAGUUCAUUCCAUCAGCACCUGUUUAAUCCUUCACUUUUGGGAUGUUGACUCUGCCAAUGCUGAUGGGAUAAUUAAUUGCACAUGAAUGUUCUUUCCAAAUGAGAAUAUACACGUUGAUGCUCUCAAACUGCCCGUUAGGUCCCCAAAACAAAUACGUGUACAAGGUAGUUGGCAUCAGUGUUUAUCUUUUAAAAAACAUAAUCUGUUAUUGCUGUGACUGGCAAGCUAGUAGUAUUGAUACAACAGUGCUGCCAUGCUUUGGUGACCUCACAUGCAUUUUAAGUGGCUUUUUUAUUAGCCUCAAAACAAAUGUCUGCUAUUUUCAUCAAUGACAGAAUGUACUUUUUUUUUAAAGGUAUGGUCCUGUGUAUGGACUGUUUGAUAGUUUUUUUUGAAUUCUGAAUAUUUGUUGAACUUGGACAGGGAAAUAAGUUUAGCCAAGAAAAUAAAUAUUAUUAUUUUAAUUAUGCUAAUCAAAAUUUCUUGUGGAUAUCAUAAAAGGGAUUGGUAAAGGUAAAUAGAUAUUUGCAGUUGACGGUUAGCCACCCUAUUAUAUUUGUUUUGUCACAGCAGCUUUUUAGUCUGCAUAUAUAUAAAUGUAUUUCUAUGUGUACAAAUAUUUUCUGCCACUGAUUUCACCUGCAGAUGCUCUAUUUAUGUAUUUUGUAUUGAAUAAAGUUUCAUCGCACAACUGUA
Misgurnus anguillicaudatus (oriental weatherfish) is the source of this 5080-nucleotide messenger RNA. Lineage: Eukaryota; Metazoa; Chordata; Actinopteri; Cypriniformes; Cobitidae. The record is from RefSeq and is a predicted model, not a curated record.